Micromonas commoda is the source of this 1128-nucleotide messenger RNA. RefSeq lists its product with no specific name. Bases 1 to 1128 code for a protein of 375 amino acids. Lineage: Eukaryota; Viridiplantae; Chlorophyta; Mamiellophyceae; Mamiellales; Mamiellaceae. The record is from RefSeq and is a predicted model, not a curated record. The transcript has a single exon.
AUGGUGAAGUAUGAGAUACUCACGCAUCUGCCGUGCACGGCUCAGGAGUACAUAACGCUCAAGGACUCGCCAGAUUACAAGGACUUCCAGCUCGAGAUCGUCGGCGCGAGGGAGCACUCCAACACGCGAACGGUAGAGGGCGGGUGGGUGACGCAGGUCAUCAUAAACAAGCCUCAAAUAAAGUUUCCCGCCAUCCUGAAGCCGCUGCUGAGGGGUAAGGAGAUCGUGUUCACGGACCAGCGACGGUACCGCGAGCGUCAGGACACGCUCCCGUACGUCCAGACUCUCUCGACGAACAACAACAUCACCGACAGGGUCGCCAACGUGGCCACGAUAUCCAUCGAUAACGUCACGUUGAACGACGCAGGCGAGGUUGUGAGCCGCGGCGCGCCGGGCGACGAGACCUGCGAGGUGCGCUUCGAGGGCGAGGUCACCGUCCGGCUCGGCUGGCUCAGCAGGAAGUGCGAGGAGGCCAUCGUGCAGAACAUGCGAAACGCGUACGGGCGGUUCCCGGACGUCAUGCGCAGGUGGAAGGACCUUCAGGCGCUCAACGCGGAGGAGGAGCGGCUUUCGACCAUCGACUCGCUAGCGACGACGCCCAGGGCGGGGAGCACCAUCAGCGGCUUCCCGUCGUCCGCGAACGUGUCUCAGUACGAUGAUUCGAGCGCGAGGGUCAGCGACAACGACUCGAGGAGCCCGAUGAGACACAGGAGGCGCGAAGCGGUGCUGGACGACUCCAUCGAGCUGGGACCGAACCUGGAGGUGAAGUCGUGGUGGGACGCGCUCUCCCACAGGUUGCGAAGGAGGGCCGGGGCCAUAUCGAACGUGGUCGGGUCCAUCCACCUCAUGUCGUCGUGCGCGAACGCGGCGGUGGAGUUCACGUCCUCGGUCGGGUUCAGGCUCCAGGCGCUGACGGAGCACUACUCGGAGGGUGGGUUGGAUCUCGGCGGGGAGUCCGACGGCGAGGUGUUCCUGGGCCUGGGCAGCGGCACGGAGGUAUCGACGUCCACGGAGGCGUCGGAUAGCCCGCACAGCGUGCUGGAGGUGUCAGAGGGAUCGACACGGGCGAAAUCGCCGGGUCCCAUCGCGGAGCCCUUCGUUUUCAAAAGUGUAUACGACGACGACUGA